AGUUGUGGCCACAGAGGCACACAGGGGGCUUUAAACGGCAAAACCGGUGAAGUAAUGGAAUCGUGGCGGUCAUGGGCAUGCCGUUAGAAUCUCUCUUCUUUUCGUCUCGAUCCGUACAAACAUAGAACCUACACAAAGCGAGGGAGAUUCAGAUUUCAGACUUAGAAGGAGGAGAAGGAAAGAAAAAAAAAAAAGAAAGAGAGAAAGAGUUAAUAUUUGUUUUGUUAUAAGGGAUUUGUUUUUGGGUUAAAUGUUUGCAUUCCGAUAACGACGACACUCAAUCUCUUGCUUCGUUACAAAACAGAGAUUUCGAAGAAACCCAGGAAGAGCUUUCUUUCCUUGAAGAAAUCCGAACCCCUCCUUCUUCAGCUGCGCUUUUGACUGGACCUUCGGUGAAAUUAAAGGUUUGCAUAAAGGGUCUUUUCCUGGUUUUUAUACAUCUUUCUUCUUCAGUUUUUUCUUGAGUGUUAUCUGAAGAUGGGGGAUCACUUCGUGUUGCUGGUUGAUCGAUUACUGACUGAGUCAACUCUGGAAGCUGCAAUUGAGAGCAGAAACAGGUCUUUACAAGCCAGUCCCACGGUAGUUGAAGCUACAAUUAAAGAAUUUUCUUCCCAUCGUAUGGAUUUCAAUCCUGGAUCAUCUCCGGGGAAAUUGGUGGAGUGCAGAAUUUGCCAGGAUGAGGAUGAAGACUCAAACAUGGAGACACCUUGCUCUUGCUGUGGCAGCUUGAAGUAUGCUCAUCGCAGAUGCGUCCAGAGGUGGUGCAAUGAGAAGGGUGACACUAUGUGUGAGAUAUGUCACCAGCAAUUUAAGCCAGGUUAUACAGCACCACCUAAGCUGUUCCAUUAUGGGGGUAUUCCUAUGAACUUCAGGGGCAAUUGGGAGAUUUCCAGAAGGGACCUGCAUAAUCCUCGAUUUAUAGCAAUGGUUGCAACUGAGCGUAACUUCUUGGAUCCUGACUAUGAUGAGUAUUCAGCCGCCACUUCAAGAAGUCUGCUGUGCUGCCGCACAGUGGCUAUAAUUUUCAUGGUUCUUCUGGUUCUAAGACAUACACUACCAAUUGUAGUUAGUGGGGCUGUGGAGUAUUCAUUUCCACUAUUAAUGUUGUUAAUAUUGAGAACUGCGGGGAUUCUUCUUCCAAUAUAUAUAAUGGUGAAGGCAGUAAUGGCCAUACGACGUCGGCGACAGCAACAGGAGGCUCAAAUGUCCUUUACAGAGUCUGAUGAAGAAAAUGAACAGCCUAAUCUACAGUCCCAACCACACGUCAUUCGUAUUCACUAAGCUACUAUACCACUGACAUCUAAGUAGGUUGAUGAAAGAAUGAAAAAGGAAAGAAAAGAAUAUUUGAUGACGGUCAGCUCUUUGAUCCCAAGCUAUAUAACGUGAAGAACACGCUUACCAUUAGCUGAGAGAAGGCAAUCGUCAUCAGCCACAAUCAAAUAUGGGAUGAGAAAAGAAUUAGAUGAUUUGAAUGAAGGUGUUCUUAUCAGUUAAUAAUACUAAACUGAGUUUUUGCAUCCAGGGACAUGAAAGCGUCCUCUUGGCGAUAAAUUCAGCAACCGAUUCUCUGGUGGAUGAUUUUCAGUUACAGUUCCAGUUAGUUUUCAGAUACAUGUUACAUAUUCAUUUCAUAUUUCAUCUGAAAGCUAAAUGUAUACCGAAAUAUCAUAUUCACUUGUAUAUGUAUAGUCUAUGUAAGAUUAUCAGCCAUGCAAUCAAAGAUGAAGGGCUCAUUCUGUAUAUACUUUGUUUCAUUGAAUUCUCACAUGGAAUUUGUGAGACUCUUGUGGAACUGUUGUAUUGUUGACCCUCUGUAUUGUAUUAGAAAAAUGAAAAUCAAAA
This is a messenger RNA of Telopea speciosissima, 1842 nucleotides long. RefSeq lists its product as uncharacterized. Gene Ontology annotation, cellular component: membrane. The record is from RefSeq and is a predicted model, not a curated record. The transcript is spliced from 9 exons. Gene Ontology annotation, biological process: protein ubiquitination. Gene Ontology annotation, molecular function: zinc ion binding; ubiquitin-protein transferase activity. The coding region runs from base 478 to 1281 and encodes 267 amino acids. NCBI's taxonomy places the organism in Eukaryota, Viridiplantae, Streptophyta, Magnoliopsida, Proteales, Proteaceae.